Messenger RNA from Dreissena polymorpha, 844 nucleotides. RefSeq lists its product as uncharacterized. NCBI's taxonomy places the organism in Eukaryota, Metazoa, Mollusca, Bivalvia, Myida, Dreissenidae. The coding region runs from base 25 to 513 and encodes 162 amino acids. The record is from RefSeq and is a predicted model, not a curated record. The transcript is spliced from 6 exons.
CUCACUGAUUGUGCGCUAUCCGCUAUGGCUGAUGGAGGAGUCUGUUUACGCGAUGGUCGAAGAAUAAACCUACCACAAGCAAAUGGUGAUGAAAUGCCGAUGAUUGAUUUAGAGUUUGAGAGGCUGAAAAGAAGAUUCGAACGUGGUAUUCGUUGUCAAUGGGAUAGACUUUUGAUACUAGAUUGUCUCUAUGAAAAUUACCAGUGCACAACCGCAUUGGGGAUAAUACAACAAGAGCACGACGUGCUUAUAAAAUUCAUGCAUGCCGAAUUCGAAAGCUUGGCCUCUGUCCUUCAAAAAACAGAAGACAGAUAUCAACUACGCAUCGAACUUGAUACUGAAUUGUAUCAUUUGACAACAGCUCAAACAUUAGCAACACACUUCAUUCUAGAGCGUGCCACUGCGUCCAUUUCUUCAGAAACAGUUGCACAUUUCCUCUUGAAAAUGGAAGCUAUAAGGGAUCGUUUAAGUCGGAAAAUGCAAGCGAUGACUACCGGUAUUGGGCGACACUAGUCAAUGGUGUUAAAGAUGGUCAGUUUUCACAAACACGUGUCGCUAAUGUGAAGUGAAUGAAUUUCAACUGCUACUACGGAAUACCGUUAUUAACAACGCGGUUACACAUUAAAAUCAAGAGGGCGACAAUGCGAUAGAACGAUGGCGACAAUGCGAUAGUAUGAUGGCUACAAUGCGCUAGUACGAUGGCGACAAUGCGAUAGUACGAUGGCGACAAUGCGACAACGCGAUAAUACGAUGACGACAAUACGACAGUGCGACAAUACGAUGGCAACAGUGCUAUAGUACGAUGGCGACAAUGCGAUAAUACAAUGACGACAGUACGAUAACG